Molecule: messenger RNA, 1084 nt
Organism: Octodon degus (degu)
Lineage: Eukaryota; Metazoa; Chordata; Mammalia; Rodentia; Octodontidae
Gene: Txndc17
Product: thioredoxin domain containing 17
Exons: 4
Coding region: 117-488 (123 amino acids)
Cellular component (GO): cytosol
Molecular function (GO): protein-disulfide reductase [NAD(P)H] activity
Source: RefSeq, a predicted model, not a curated record
GAAAGAUACGCCCGGCCGUCGUCACCCGGAAACGGCUUCUUCCCACCCUACGUGGACCCGCCCUCUAGCGGCGGGACCUAAAGGGCUCUUCUAGCCCCAAGUUGUGUGCCGUCCCUAUGGCUGCCUGCGAGGAGGUGAGCGUGUCCGGCUUUGAGGAAUUUAACCGGGCUGUGGAGCAGCACCGGGGCAAGACCAUUUUCGCCUACUUUAGCGGUUCUAAGGAUGCUGAAGGAAAAAGCUGGUGCCCUGACUGCGUGCAAGCUGAACCAGUCGUUCGAGCGGGGCUGAAGCACGUUAGUGAAGGAUGUGUGUUCAUCUACUGCCAAGUAGGAGAAAAAUCGUAUUGGAAAGAUCCAAAUAAUGAUUUCAGAAAAAAACUGAAAAUAACUGCAGUGCCUACACUACUGAAAUAUGGAACACCUCAAAAACUGGUAGAAUCUGAGUGUCUUCAAGACAACCUUGUGGAAAUGUUGUUCUCUGAAGAUUAAGAUUUGAUGGUGACAUUGUGUCUUGAUUUCAUGGUUUGCUCUAGUAUAAAAGAAAUUGUGUACUUGCUUUGAAUUCUUGUUGUCAAUAAAUGGUGUUAAAUCAGUAUGUCUAAGCAAUAAAGAAUGCUAUUCUAAAUAUGAAUCUUCAUCUGGCUUGUAACAUAUGGUAUCCCAAAGAUAUGACUGAAUUAAGUUUUGAAGGAUAGCAGUAAUAGUUCAAAGGGAUAAACUGGAGGUGACAACUAAAAGCUCACAAUAGUGCCUUGAUAACUCUUCCAAAUCUGAGGCAAUAGGGAUCUUUUCCCUUAAAUUCCAUAAAUUUUCAAAGCAAUUAAUAUUCCUAAAACCUCUUACCUUUAGAAUGUAGAACUGCACUGAAAUACUAAGGGAAAAAUACAGCAUACCUAAUGAAGUCUGCUUAGAUCAUGCAGAUUUUACAGCUGUCUGAAUGUGCUUCAUUUGCAAUAAGGCAGAAGAGGAAAGGGGGCUGAAUACUAGAAAACCUAGUUGGGGGGAAGAACUUCAUCUUGUGAGUCGGACACAUUGAUUCUACCACUUACUAGAUGUAUAACCACAAAUAAAGUUACUGAAGCUGU